Molecule: messenger RNA, 5222 nt
Organism: Homarus americanus (American lobster)
Lineage: Eukaryota; Metazoa; Arthropoda; Malacostraca; Decapoda; Nephropidae
Exons: 13
Coding region: 843-3500 (885 amino acids)
Cellular component (GO): nucleus; cytoplasm
Molecular function (GO): microtubule binding
Source: RefSeq, a predicted model, not a curated record
AGACAGGGGCAUGUUCCGACCGCCGGACGUGCGAGGCGUAAUAGUGAGCAUAAUUGAUAAAUAAUAUAAGAUCAAAGGAAGGAAAUAAAGUGUUGAUAAAAUAAUAAUGUUUGUGUAGAUAAGACGAAACAGUGGAGAGUGACGAGUGAGGAAACACACUGAGGCGGCUAGUUGGCUCCCUUCCCUACACACGAAGAUGGAAGAAGAUCCGGACGGACUUGCCCCUUCAUCGCCACCAUCACCGCCACUCCACUGACUCCAAGCGACAUCUUUCUGUUGUUAGUGUCCUUCAUUUAUCCUCUUAUGUGCCUUACUCUUCCUCCGCCUCCUCUUCCUCCUCGGUGUCUCUUCCUGUAAAGUGAAUCGAGACUUCCCUUCCCUUCCUCUCCUCCCUUUACCGUCAGUGCCUACUACCUUUCUCAUUCCUUCCAUUAUCAGACCCUCCAUUUCUUCUUCUUCUUCCUAUUCCUCGAUAGUCUUCAAUUGAGUGUCGUAUGGAUUAUGAAUAUUUCUCUACGAAACUUUAAGAAGAAUCCUAUGUGCCAAAACAACCUAACGUGUACAGUAACUUAUAAAUAAACUCUGGAAUAAAUUAUACAGACAGAUACACAACAACAGAGAAAAGAUCCGGUCAUUUUUUUAGGGGGUGGAACCUUUGACAUCUGUUGAUUUAAGCAUACACAGAAACUAGUGGUGAUCUAAGAUAUUGUAACUGUUAUAAUAUCGAGAAAAAAAAAUCCCUUGUACCAAUACGAACAGAAAUAUUAAAGAAUAAACUAAAUUAGAUACAAGGUUAUAUAUUUUUGGGGGUAUUCAUCUGUAGUAAGGUCCCAAGAUCGAAAAUGUUUGCGUGUUUCGGGUUGAAGGCCAAGCACAAGCGGCUGUCCCCCACCCAGUCGGAGGUAGAGCUGUGUGCGCCUCUCAAUGGGUCACCUCGAACGCCUCUCCACCGUAUGCCAACACCUCAUGGCACUCCCCUCCCAAAACGAGCUUCAUUUAGGAGAAAGAAGAACAAGAGGGCCUCAGAAGUCGAGAACCACGUCGAAUACCCGGUGAAGGCAGCGCGGCCAGGUGGACCGACCAGUGGGCCGCGCGGCCCGCACGUGGGCCACAAUGGGCCGGGCCAGCAGCAUCCAGUGCCGCAUGCAGACCAGCUGCGGCGCCUGGAGGCCGAGGUGGCGGCUCGGGCUGCGGAAGUCAAGGCGGCACGGGCGGAGAGGGACCAAGCCGGACGCGGCGUGGAGGCCCUCACAGUCCUCCUUCACCACCUCACCAACACGUACGAUCCAUUCACCACCCCACGACUAAAGGCAGAAGUGGUGAGACUCAACACACUACUCACGGAGACCCGACUCAGCUUAGAUGAGAGUAGUGCUGCUGUUCGGCGGCUGCAGGAAGCUGAGGUGAGCAGCUUGGAGCAGCACAACCAGAAGGUGCUGCAGCUUGAGCAGCAGCAUCGCGAAACUGUCGAUCAUUUCAAUAAGCAACAUCAACGUGAAAUUGAUCUGGCCCUUGAGAAGCACAGGAAAGGACUGUCUCAGUUUGCUGAAGACCAGCAAAACCAGCGUGAGGAACUGAGCCGAGCCCAUACUGCAGAGAUAGAGCAACUGGACGGCGAAUGGAGGAAUAAGCUAGACCUCCAGCAUGAGAAACACCUCUGUGCUGUGCAAGAGCUAAACACCCAACACACACACAAGUUGCGUGAGUUGGAGUCAUCUCGGAAAGCUCGGGAACGUGAAUUAGAAGAGGCAAACUUCCGCCUAAUGCAAGAUCAAGAAGCUCUGAUGAUUGAGUCUAAGAAAUUAGAGGAAACCCUACUGAACGAUACUGACCACAGACUGCAGGCUGUUCGCAAGAUGUGUUCAUCUCUCAAGAGUGAGGUUGACUCACUAAAGUCUGUGGUAGAAAUGAAGAAUGCUGAAAUCCAUGACCUUCGUGGACAGGUGAUAGAGAUGGAUAGAUUGUCCAGUGAACUAGAGUUUGCACGUGACAAAGCCAAAGCUCUCCAGGCCAAGACAGAAGAUCUCCAAGCACAGAUGGAAAAGAAGGCCAUACAAGAAAGACACUUAGUAAAUGAGCAUAGACUCCUGGUUGAGACCUUCCAGAGGGAAUCCAAUGCUAACAAACGACUCAGUCUAGAAAAUGAGGAACUAGCGUGGAAACUCCGACAACGGGAGGAGAUAAUGUCUACCUCCAUGCCUUCUUCUACUCUUGGCUUCAGAUGUCUUUUCGGAGGGCGUAGACAAGAUCUCGUGAGCCGCUCCUCAGCAACACCACGGCGCCAAGAGGGGGCGCCCUCCCCUCAGGCUGCCCCCCGAUCACCCAGGGUAGCUGUUCGGUCUCCAUCAGGAAAAAUAUCACCUUCCAAGUGUGAUGUCGGCAAACGCAGGUCCCGGUUAGGUCUUGCCCCUGAAGAUGGUGCUGAUGGAGAUGACAAAGUACAGGAGGUUUCUUUUGAAUCUCCCCCACCAUCACCAUGUGUGAAAUCUGUGGUGGAGAAGUCAAAUUCUGUCUCUUUUAUUCUUGAUCUUAAUGACUCACAGUCUGAUGAUAGUUUUUUAGAUCUGCCUCCAUCGCCCAGACCUCGGCCGCAGCGAACGGUAUCUCUAAGUGCCGCAGACCGCCCACGUACUCCUACGCAUGUACGGAGAGUCAUUCAUAACAACAGAGCAAAUGCUAUGAACAGAAAUGGAUUACAUGCUGAUGGUAAGCCAAAGGAUAUAAAUGAGAAACCAAAGAAAAUUAAUGGAAAGGCAAAAGAAUUAAAUGAAAAACCCAAAGAAGUAAAUGGGAAAUCUUUGGACGCUAAUGGUCAUGGUAGUCGACCGGGAUCUAGGCGAACCACAUCAGAAAGUAGUGAAGGAGGCAGCGAGAUGGAAAGAGUAUCUCCAACUGGUCUAGCAUGGACUGUGCCUGUCCAUUCACCUAAGUCUCCUGCUAAAGUAAAUGCCUCUCGACAAAAUGGAUCACCAGUAAGAGGCAGGAUAGAGCACCAUCUUCUGGAGGAUCCAGAUGAGGAUGAGUAUGAAGAAACUCCAGGUGGUACCCAUCAAUUCAUUGAAGUUGUAGAACUGUCUGGAGUUGGACUCACGAGUAGCUCUGAGGCUGCCAGUGACUCGGAACUUUCUCAGUGUGACAUAAUAAAGGGGGGUUCCUCUUCAGACUCUGAUAGUGAUAGUAGUGAUGGUGAGCGGCACAGCAAACAGGGCUCAUCUAAUCAUAAACCCCAUAGUCGGAAAAAUGGACCUUGGUGCCCCAAGGAGGGUGCUGGCGAAGCUAUGAUAACUGAUGAACUGUUGAAACAAUAUACUGGUGACGCCCUGACUAUUGAACCACUCCCAGGUCGAGGGAAACGACCCACUCGAAGACGCCUUCCUUCUGCACCAUCUUCUGAUUCUGACGAUAACAACGUAAAUCUUCACAACGAUGGAAACAACAUGGAUGUCAGCUGGUCUGAGGAUGUGGAUAUCACUUCUAGCUCUGAGAUGCACGAGCUGUGAUGGCACAGCAUAACUCCUUCCUCUCGACCGACAUCUGACGAACGACUGCGAACGACUAAACACUGCCACAGCUUUCUGACUUGCCAUGACACAAGUGAUCUCUAUGGUGGUACAAUUUCCUUUGUGCAGGUAUCAAUCCUAAUUGCCCUGACACACCUCAGCCUUUGUCCUUUGUUGCUGAUUGUGUGGGUACAUUACCCAUUGUGGGAAAACAAAAUGCCAAUACCAUUCACUAGAUGAAUCACUUGAUGGCCAGUUUAUGUUGUGUUUAUUUUCUAGUCAAGCUGUGUAAUUCCACAGACCAGAUCUAACCAUACCUACACCCUCCUCUCCUAGCUACAGUUAUCCAGUGGCUCAACUCUAGCAGGAAGUGAAUUUUCUCCCAGUGUUCCCAUUGCCUCUUGUGAAACCGUAAGUGAGAGGAGCAUUAUGGGAUUAUGUUUUGCCUUAUCAGACCUACUUUUGUUUAGUCACUACUUGUGGCACCCAUGUUUACAAGCAAAAAUGAAAAUUCAUUCUUAGAGAAUGUUUAAAUUUGAAAAAUAGAUCCAGUAUGCCUAGUUCUGUGCUGAGCAGUACCACAACCCACUGAAUGUUACCUAAACAAUAAAAAGGUUGUAUGAUAAGACUCAGCAGUUGGUUGUACAUAAUUCCCAUGUAAGUCUGAAAAUACAACAUAUAUAUAUUAUCACUCACACUAUAGUGUAAUAUAUCUGAUAAGAGCAUGAUGUAUUUACAAAUUCAACUAAAGAGCUUAUACCCUAUCAAGAGUCCAGAAUUAAUGUAAUUUAUUACAUGCACAAUGAAAAAAAAGCGCAAAAAAUUAUUGUUUAUAUAUUUAAUUGUUUUCCAAGUUACAUAAUAUGCCAGUACAGUUUUGUUAAUGGUGGCAAAACAUGAAUUAUUCAUAAAUGGCCCAUUGGGCGUGUGCCAGGCUACGCUGAGCAUUGACGCAACUAUACAUGCCUUCUGUUGUUGCUCUGGCCAGGUUGAUUGUGUCUUCAGCUUCUAUUAUUGUUAAUUCUUGUUAUCAUCCUUAUGGUCAUGCUCUUGUUAAUAUGUCGUGUUAAAUAAAUAAACUAGUACCAAACCAUGUCAUACUUGCUGCAGAUGACCCUAAUACACAGAUACAUUAUUUCAUGUGACAUAUAAUGGUAGCUGAUGGCAUACACCACAGCCAGAAUAUUAUCUAUAGAAAUCAGUUUGUGGCCAUUUCUAUAUACCAUUUGCAGGAACACACACGUCUACAUAUGCAAUGUGGUGCCAUGUGAUACCUGUUUUUCUACCCAGUGUGCAAAGUGCUAACAGUGCUAGGGCUCGUUAGGUCAGUCUGCCCAGGUAGUAAGGGUUAGUUAUUUGUGGUGAUCAUAGCAAUUUUGUGAUUUAAGGAAACAAACUGAGGCUCUUUUUACUUGUUUUGCAAAUAAGGGAGACAGCCAUGUAGUAAUUCUUUCCAGGAAACACAAAAUUGCAAAUUUCACCAAUGAUGUAGUGAAAAUAAAAUCUUCCAAUUGAUUUUUUGCAGAUAGUGACCAUUAUCGCCCUCACAUAUUCUUAGGAGAGUGUCUUGGUUUUAAUGAUUUAAGAGUAUUACAGCAUUGUUUAUACUAAGUUCAAAGCCCUGAUGUGAUGUUAUUUUACAUCUAUAUUACUACCCAGCUAUUAAGUUUAAAGCCCCGAUGUGAUCUUACUGUAGGACAUAGAAAUAAAGCAAAGCUCGAG